This is a messenger RNA of Pecten maximus, 840 nucleotides long. RefSeq lists its product as uncharacterized. The transcript has a single exon. Gene Ontology annotation, molecular function: nucleic acid binding. NCBI's taxonomy places the organism in Eukaryota, Metazoa, Mollusca, Bivalvia, Pectinida, Pectinidae. The coding region runs from base 1 to 840 and encodes 279 amino acids. The record is from RefSeq and is a predicted model, not a curated record. Gene Ontology annotation, biological process: DNA integration.
AUGCUUUCCUGGGAGGAUUUUCUAAGAGAUAUUUAUUAUGACCUUGCAAAUGCGGGGAGUUUCUCCGGACCCGACAAAUUGUAUAGAUAUGUACGGAAAGACGGAAAAUAUGUCAUCAGUAAAUACAAAAUAAGAAAAUUGUUACAACGCAAAGAGCCAUACAGUCUUCAGAUAUCCUUUCGACGUCCAUUCAAGCGAAACACAAUCAUAGUGACGGGGAUAGGCGAUCAAUGGUCUGCCGAUCUCAUGGACAUGGUCAAGUUCAAGAGCGAAAACGACGAUUAUGCCUACGUACUCAUAGUCAUAGACGUAUUCUCCAAGUAUCUUUGGAUGAGACUCCUCAAAGACAAGAAAGACAAGAGAGUCAUCAAGACUAUUAAAUCCAGAUUGUACAGAUAUUUUACACACAAACGAAAUUAUGUAUAUGUGACAAAAUUACAAACGUUUGCUGAAAGCUACAAUCAGACGUAUCAUAGGACGAUCGGUAUGGCCCCAGCAAAUGUAACUAAAACCAAUGAAACUUCCAUCUGGUGGAGAAUGUAUUGGCCGAAGAAACAGUCUGUGAUCCGAAAAACGAAGAAGAUUCGUAAACCUGUCAAGUUCAAAGUUGGAGAUCAAGUAAGGUUGUCCCAUUUGAGAAACCUUUUCUCCCGAGAAUACGACGAAAAAUGGACAGGAGAGAUAUUCACCAUUUCUCAAAAGAUACUACGUGGAGGCUUACAAGUGUUUAGAGUUAAAGACUACGAUGGGGAUGAGAUCAAAGGCACCUUUUAUCAGUCCGAACUCCAGAAAAAAGAUGUGAGAACUGACGACAUGUCGAAGGUGGAGACCGAUUUGUAG